CCGGCAUAGUGCAUGUUUUUUGUUUUUUGGUUAUUUUGAAUGUGCAUCGAGUCCGAUGAAGCCGACAUUGGAAUGUCUCUGGGAUCCGAGGACUGAUUUAACUGCUUUAUUUUCUGAGAUUGAGAGAGGAAGGAAAUGGGAAAUUCACUGGGCUGUGUUAAGGAGCCGAAAGAGUCCAUAGCUGUUCCUGGGAAGGCUCCCAUAUCUCCUAAGAAGAGGGUUCGGUUCAAAAGGAAGUGGAGAGGGAAGAAACUCCUUACUCCAGAAGCAUCUCACAGGGAGGACACGUUGGAAGGCACUGGAGUCAUCGAAGAGACCGAAACCCUAAGGAAGUUAACAGCGAGUCUCCCAAAGGAGCCCGGAGUGGGAGGGGCAGAGCACCCCCCAUCAGACAUUUUCCUGCCUGGAGACUCAGCUCCCAACUCAGGGGUGGGCGAUCAAGGGAUGAUUGUGCAGGUAAAGGAGAGCUUCCAAGCAGAGAUCCAGACUGCUCACCUUUUGUUAGAGAAUGAGUCAUCAGUUGUUGGAGGGGUCUGGGAGUCCCUGGAAGAGGGUAUGACAGUCAUUGCUCACCUGCUUGAUAACCCAGCAGAAAGGAAUUGUGAGAAGUCUGUGAGCCAACUGGUGGAAUUUCCGAGGACAGCAUCCUGCAGCAGCAGGGCUGUGCUGCUGCCUUUGCAGGGAGAGACUGCAGUGGAGCAGGGAGGCACUCGGCUCAGACAUCGACAUCGGAGCAGCACUUUGCCUCAGACAGAUUACCCCUCUGGCACAGUAGAUCAAGACCAACCUUCAGAGGGCUGGAGUGUGGGGGGAAGAACCAAGAGUGUUCCAAGUGCCCCUCCCACAGGUUCUUGGAUUGCUAAGUGUUCUGUUGCUUCAUCAAUACCAAAACAGCCAGGAGACCCUAUUCACACACAGCCUACCCAUGGAGGUCUUGUGUCCCGCAAGGGUCCCAUAAUGCCUGUUUCUCAGAGUGAUUUAUCUGUCAGUGGCAUCACUGUGAGCAUUUUGCCAUCCUCCUCUGGCUAUGGCAGCGAUGGGCUGCGACUGCAUGGGAUCCGGCCUGAAGAUACAGAACCUGAAAAGACCUCCACACCCUUCUCAGAAGAGGAUGGUACCCUGUCUUUGGAGGCAAGCCAUACUGAUCGUGGGGUCUGGAGGAGGUGGAUGGUGUAUUUGGGGUAAUCAAACUGUCUUUUGGAUUUCCUGCCUCUCAGGCAUAUUGAAGUGGAGUGUGGU
Messenger RNA from Mus pahari (shrew mouse), 1239 nucleotides. RefSeq lists its product as uncharacterized. The record is from RefSeq and is a predicted model, not a curated record. The transcript has a single exon. Lineage: Eukaryota; Metazoa; Chordata; Mammalia; Rodentia; Muridae. The coding region runs from base 136 to 1185 and encodes 349 amino acids.